Messenger RNA from Uloborus diversus, 2927 nucleotides. Its product is annotated as zinc finger protein 532-like. NCBI's taxonomy places the organism in Eukaryota, Metazoa, Arthropoda, Arachnida, Araneae, Uloboridae. The transcript is spliced from 3 exons. The coding region runs from base 254 to 2611 and encodes 785 amino acids. The record is from RefSeq and is a predicted model, not a curated record.
AUUUCUUGCGCCAUUUUCGGGCAUUGUGUUCACUGUAAAUUUUAAUGUAUUGAUAUAGAAAUUAAUAAUUUGUUUGUAAAAUUUUGAAAUUUAUUACUUUGAGGUUGUUGUUUAUAUCAAUGGUUUUAGUGGUGGUUUGACCAGCUGCGAAAGAUACAUGGAGUGACAACAUCAAAAAAGAGAUUGUCAUUUCUACUAUAGUGAUAUAAAAGUAUUCUGAAAUAUUUUUGUCAAUUAUAGAAAUGAUAGUAGUAUGAAACUACAGGUAGUUCCAAACACUUCAGUGGUGAAUGCAGGUUCUAUCACUGAACAUUCCAAAAAUGCUGUUACCAGUUCUCAAAUAGUACAACCAAAUGUAACCAGAAUUGAAACUGACUCUGAAAAUGCCAAUGCCCAGUCAGCUGGUGUUCAGAUUGAAAUGGUGAUUGCACCCAACAAAAGCCCUAAUUUUACAAAAAUGCAGAGCGUAAAAGAAAAUCAUGCUAGUUUUAAUGUUAAAGGAGAAAAUUUGCAACAAUUGAGUACUAAUGCUUUACCUCCUUAUAGUCCGUCUUCUCCUCCAGAGUUCUUAAAUAGUAGCUCUUCGUUUUUAGAAUUUCAUUGCUGCAUGGAUUGUGGGGAUACAUUUAUAUCAAGAUCAAGUUUGAAUUUUCAUCUAUCGAGGAGAUCAGUAUUGAUAAAGUUUCCAUGUGAGAGUUGCAAUUGCAUACUUAUUUUUUACAAUCAUUGUAUUUUGCAAUCGCAUAUCAGAUCACAUACUGAUAAAAAGGAAAAAGCUAACAUUAGCCGGGCUACUGUGAAUCCUCUUCCUCGUGUAUUUAUGGAUGGUAUUCAUAAUGAAGUGUUGAAUAAUUUAGAUGAUGAAUUAAAUAGUCUUGAUGAUCCCGAUGCUACCGCUCCAUCAGAACUUUUGGAAUUUUCGCUUAGGGAAAGUGACACUGAAAUUAGCCUCCUAAAAGAAAAGCAAAGUACAAACGUAUCUAGAUUCAGGUGUCUAGAUUGUAAUAAGGAAUUCGAAAGUUUUAAAGAGCGACAAGAGCAUAUGACAAAUGGUGAAAAAAUUCCAUCAACAAAUUCACUGUGUGACAAGUGUCCGAUGGUUUGUCCAUCAAAAUGCAGCUUAAAAGCUCAUCAACGAAUCCAUUUACAGAUCAGUCCGUAUGUUUGUCCAGAAUGUGGAGAUAGUCCAGAUCCUCAUUGGUCCAACUUCAAACAUCAUGUGGAUUUUAAAUGUUUUCAUAAAGCCCGCAAUAUAGGUUACAAAUGUCCUAAGUGCAAAAUAGUAGUUGCAAACAAUACUAGUCUUUUAGAGCAUAUGGAAUCACAUACUGAAAAAUUCUAUAAGUGUGAAUACUGCCCAAAAGCUUUCAUGAAUGCUACUGCCACCAAAUCUCAUAUUCUUCUGGAUCACAAAAAUCGAAAAGUUCUGUAUGCAAAGAUAUAUAAAUGUUCAUUGUGUAACAUAGUACAUACAGUAAGUAAAGAAAUGAUAAAUCAUCUGCCUGAGCACUUGAAGGAGCAAAUUCGUGAAUAUAUAUUUAACUGCAUGCAGUGCGGCAAAGCAUUGAAAUGCAAGACUGAUUUAUAUGAUCAUAUAAAAGUACACCAUCCAAAGCUCUACAAACUGACACAACAAAAUGAGUCAACAAUACACAGCAUAUAUAAAGUAAACAAACCAGCAAAUCAACAUAAAGGGAAAAUUGAAUGCUUGUUGUGUAGGCUGGUGUUUCACAACUUCCAAGGCUAUAGCGUCCAUAUGUCCAAGGCUCAUCAAAACAUAAAUCAGCAGUGCUUGUUAUGCUUUAAAGUCAAUCGCACAAGAAAAGAUAUGCUCUUACAUGGAAAGCAGCAUAUAGAGCAAGGAAGCAUUUUGUGCUUGUUUUGUAGCAAUAAAACAUUUUCUGAUAAGAAAGGCCUUGAUGCACACCUGAUAUCGCAUAUUGAAAGAAUGAGGUUUUGCACAUGUUGUCCGGUAUGUCAGGAAAUAUUACCUGAUCCUCUACGUGCAUUAAAUCAUAUGCGUGAAGAGCAUGGAAUGUCAACAUCCCAAGCAAGUAAUUCUGCCACACCCAAUGCCUUAAACAAAGAACUUGUUCCCUGCCACUUCUGUAGACUUGUCUUUGCUAGUGACGGUCCUCUUCGAGCUCACUUAAAGAAGGAACAUGGUGUAAACGUCUCCCCUGAUAAAACCUUAACAGAAAAUAACAAUACAAAUGAACCUCCAAGAAAAAAACCUCGUGUUGAAGGAAGUAUGUGUGCCAAGUGUGACUAUAGUUCUGCUAAUAGAGAGGAAUUUAAAAAGCAUAUUCAAACUCAUAAAAGCAACAAAAGCACAUUUCAGUGUCAAGAAUGUGGAUGUUGUUUUGUUGUGGAACCUUCUUUGGCUAUGCACUUAAAAAUUGUUCAUAAAAUAACUGAUCCUAAAAAGUACAUCGCUGAAGAGGGAACGAAUUUUGCUCCAGAUUUGCAAAAUCCGACAGAAGUUACUUCACGAAAUGCAUUAGAAUGUAGUGUUUGUUACACUACGUUUCCCAGCGAGUCAUCCCUGAAGAUACACAUGAGAAGUCAUGGUAUGGCAUUUAUUCAAACUAAAACUGCAUUUUCUCUUUAACAUCUUUCUUGGAGCUCAUUGUGUUUCAUGUGAUGUUUUCCUGCAUUGUUUGACAGUUUUAAAAUAUCAGUGGAUUUUUUGUGGAUUUGGUUUCUAAAAGAAAGUGUCAAUACAGUGGCUCCAUAAAAAUUUUCAGACUGAUAAAAGUUGGUCAGUUCAAGAAAAAACAAUCAAAAAAUUUUUGAUUAAAAAUUUUGUAAAGAGUAUAAAUAAAAAAUUUCUUAGAAGUGAAAAUAUUUACUUUUGUGCCAAAACAAUAAAAAUCGUAAAAGCAAUAUUUGUUAUUGUGUCCAUAAGACAUGAUGAAAACAUAAUU